AUGAACAUUAAACAAACCUUUGUUAUGAUUAAACCCGAAGGAAUACAAAGACAUCUUGUUGGACAGAUAAUAAAAAGGUUUGAACGCAAAGGUUUAAAACUUGUCAAUAUAAAGUCUUUAAUUCCUGAUAAAACUUUAGUUAAAGAACACUAUGGACAUUUGAGCCACAAGCCUUUUUUUAAUGAAAUGGUAGAUCAUCUGUGUAGUGGCAUGGUCAUUUGUAUGAUUUGGGAAGGGAUUGAUUCUAUUGAUGUAUGCAGACGUAUAAUUGGUCUUACUAAUCCAUUAGAGGCUGCUAUGGGAUCAAUAAGAGCAGAUUUUGCAGCAGAUAUUAAUGCAAAUGUUAUACACGGAAGUGAUACUGAGGAAAGUGCUAAAAAAGAAAUAGCUUUAUGGUUUAAAUAA
Vairimorpha ceranae is the source of this 405-nucleotide messenger RNA. Its product is annotated as nucleoside diphosphate kinase. Gene Ontology annotation, molecular function: nucleoside diphosphate kinase activity. The coding region runs from base 1 to 405 and encodes 134 amino acids. The transcript has a single exon. Gene Ontology annotation, biological process: UTP biosynthetic process; GTP biosynthetic process; CTP biosynthetic process. The record is from RefSeq and is a predicted model, not a curated record. Lineage: Eukaryota; Fungi; Microsporidia; Nosematidae.